This is a messenger RNA of Haliotis rufescens (red abalone), 9549 nucleotides long. RefSeq names its product retinol dehydrogenase 14-like. The record is from RefSeq and is a predicted model, not a curated record. The transcript is spliced from 8 exons. Bases 349 to 1374 code for a protein of 341 amino acids. NCBI's taxonomy places the organism in Eukaryota, Metazoa, Mollusca, Gastropoda, Lepetellida, Haliotidae.
ACGAGUACAGGCGGUGGUCCUCCCCGCUGAUGAUAAAAUACCUCAAUCGCACGGACUUUGAGCUCGACACACUAUUGAUAGGAAGAAGCUGAGUUUGUCAUGACAUGGUCAGGUUCGCCGCGAACAAUUCUGACAGCCAGCCAUUCAUUAGAUAGCCCAACCUGGUACGAUUAUCGGAAUGAAAAAUACUGAAUAAUUAGUCACACACAGUGGAUGAUAACAUGGUUUCAACUGCGGCCGUCUGAAAAGGGUGUCUGCAAAGUGCUGAGUUAUUUCUAGGUGCAACGAUUGGAAACAUCAAGAACAUUGAACAUUCGUUGUACCUGUAUUCGGUGAGAGUUCCCGGAGAUGGAGUCUUUGGAGGAGAUGUGGAGAUCCCUGGUCGGGCUGACCCACAGCCAUCACAUUCUAAUGUCCUCCGUGCUCGGAGUCGGAUUUGGGUACAUCUUGCUGCGUCAGUGGCUAGUGGGCAGCCCAGUGCGGAGCCAAGCACGGAUGGAUGGCAAGACAGUGCUGAUCACUGGGGGAAACACAGGCAUCGGCAAAGCUACAGCCCAGGAGCUGAUGAAGAGAGGGGCCAGAGUGAUCAUUGCAUGUCGUGAUGUGGUGAAGGGAGCUGCAGCUCUGAAGGACAUCCAUGUGGCUAACAGUCAGAACCAGGGCGCCUGCAAGCUACUGGACCUCGCCUCCUUCCAGUCCAUCCGGUCGUUUGUGGACAACUUCCUGCAGGAGGAGAAGAAGCUGGAUGUGCUCAUUAACAAUGCAGCGGUGGCUAUAGGCCCGAGACUGGAGUCCAGGGACGGCUAUGAGAUGCAGUUUGCAGUGAACCAUCUCGGCCACUUCCUCCUCACCAACCUGCUGCUGGAUGUGAUGAAGAAGUCCGCACCCAGCAGGAUCAUCAACGUUUCAUCUAAAGGCUAUGCAAUGGGAAAAAUGAAUUUUGAUGACAUCAACAGUAAAAAGGAAUACAAAGCGUUUGAUGUGUAUGCCAAAUCCAAGUUAGCCAAUGUGCUGUUCACCAGGGAACUAAGCAGCAGACUUAGAGGCAGUGGUGUGACGGUCAACUGUCUGCAUCCAGGGGUGGUGUACACGGAGAUCGGCCGCAACGUCACCCAGCUCGACUUCAAUUGGCUCAUCAAGUUCCUGUUGGGCACAGUGGGUGAAGCUCUGUACUACCUCUUCGCCAACACACCCAAGCAGGGAGCUCGCACCACUGUGUACUGCGCUGUGGCCCCAGAGAUGGAGAACAUCUCAGGAAAGUUUCUCUCUGACAGUCGGAUCUGUGACCUGCUGCCUCAUGCGAUGGAUGCAGAUGAUGCUGAGAGACUGUGGUGCCUCAGUGAGGAGAUGGUUAAACUCAAGAAACAGGAAUAAACAUCAUAGAAACUGCAACAAUUGUCUACAUAGCCCUCAACUUCUGUCUGGUAUUCAGUCUAUUCUAGACAGUCCGAUUGUACCUGUGUCACUUCCAGGGUCUUCCUUCAUAUUGGAUGAUAUUGACCUGGAUGACCUUCAUGAAACAAAUGAUGUUUUCUGGAUAACCAAAGUCAGUUGGCAGUAGUAUUGGUCGGACAACUAUCUGUGUAAAGAUCCAAGUUUGAUGGGUGACUUAACGUAAUAGUAUCGGCCAUGAAGUAGGCCACUGUCUUCCUGGUGCAUUCAUAUAUAUUUGUCCAAAGGGACAAGAUCAAAUUUGCAGAUAUUUUUCUACAACUUUUGUGUUUUUGUAUAUUCGGAUAAGUAUUUGUCUACAGACAGAGCUUUUUGAAGAUUUUCUUAUAACCGUAAAGCUGGUUUAAUUUAGUGCUAAACACUCUGUGCUUUCAUUGAUGCAAGCCACUAAGCAAGUCAUCAGAUGUACAUAGGGCUUUAUCCCAAGCAUGUAUAGAAUUCAUCAGGCACUGGAGUUGGACCUUAUUUGAUAGACUGGUUCUUGGCUGUUCUUGAGCUGCAUGACCGUUAUGAUGUUUAGACCAGGACUCCAUUAUAUAUUCUGACAAAUCAAAAAAAUCAACAUGUAUGUUGGGAUUUCCUCGUUUUUAACCUUUGAGAAGUGAGUAAUAUUGGACAUUAACAUGCGUUUGUUUCCUAAAAUCAAACAGAACUUUCGUCAAAGACAUUAAUAAUUUUGUAAGGCUCAUCUUGCACCUUUUAUUAUAGGAAUUCAAAGAGUCAUAGUGAUAUAAGAUUUAAGUAAGUAUUUGUUGAAUUUUUUCAGCACCUGACAGAUAUUGGAAGACAAUAAUGGUGGCCAUUCCCAUACUGUCUUCCCUCCACUUGAUAAGAUGUAGUGGUGUACUGGACCUCUGUCCUCCACAGCCAUACUGUUUUUCCUCCACUUGAUAAGGUGUAGUGGUGUACUAGACCUCUGUCCUCCACAGCCAUACUGUCUUCCCUCCACUUGAUAAGGUGUAGUGGGUGUACUAGACCUCUGUCCUCCACAGCCAUACUGUCUUUCCUCCACUUGAUAAGGUGUAAUGGGUGUACUAGACCUCUGUCCUCCACAGCCAUACUGUCUUUCCUCCACUUGAUAAGGUGUAGUGGGUGUACUAGACCUCUGUCCUCCACAGCCAUACUGUCUUUCCUCCACUUGAUAAGGUGUAGUGGGUGUACUGGACCUCUGUCCUCCACAGCCAUACUGUCUUUCCUCCACUUGAUUAGGUGUAGUGGGUGUACUGGACCUCUGUCCUCCACAGCCAUACUGUCUUUCCUCCACUUGAUAAGAUGUAGUGGGUGUACAAGACCUCUGUCCUCCACAAUCUCAACAAUGAAUAUCCUCACCUGUCUGCCAUGUUUACCUCUGCCUAUUCAGUGUUCACUUAUGAUUUUGUACCUGUUCAUGUUUUGCAUGUGUUUUUAGUGUUUGAUGGUGAAUGCAAACAUGUGUUCAUUGGGUGCCAGUUACUUUUCUUUUCAGCUACAUUUUUAUACUGUGAUAAUUUUAACUAUAUGUUUUUAUCCUUCUAUCACUGCUAGAAAUCUACUAGUGUUUACUGAAAUUACAAUGAAAUGCCAUUAUUGGUCACUUAUAAGUUUAAACUUUCGAAAACUAUGACCUAAAACACUUCUUUUCUCCAUCUUCAAGGGGAUGGGCACCCCAGCUUGUCUAUAUCCCAGAGUCUAGAGAAUAAAUUCAAAAAGCAGACCAACUCAAGUCUAGAAUGAUUGGGCAAGCCUAGAUUGCCUCAGCUCUGAAAUUAAGCGAUGUUCUGAGGUCAAUUUGAAUUUUAUUAUUUUGUAGAUAUAUAUUUUUAAAUAAGAUCACGUUAUUUCUGGGACUUAAUGUUAGUCUACACCCUAACAAUUGCAUGAUCCACUUACUACAUGGGCCAAGUCUAUUAUUGAAAAUUGUAUCUUUACAAUCAUCCUGAAGGCAGCCAUUUUAACAAACUGUAAUAUUCUAGAGUAAUCUCCCUUUGAAUAUGCCUUUUAAGGCUGAACCUCAAUACAGCUGAGGCGUUUUCAGGAGGGCGGGCGCUCGCGAUAUUAUGCGAGCGUGCACUGUUGAACACGGCUAACCACACGAGCGCACGUGUGUAGUCCCGAUCGAGCCCGAGAGGUAGUUCGCCUCGUAAUCCAAGAUGGCAUUGCACAUUGAACAAAUGUUUGCCUUUGACGAGAAUGGAACCAAUGUCAAAACAAUAAUUUUUUAGACUAGAUCUACCAUCAAAAAGUUAUUUUUCCAUUUUCAAUAUAUUGACCCGUGAUGAUCAGGGAAGACAAUAGGUCUUCCGCUACCCAUAUGUUUGCCAUAAGGAUCGAGUGAUAAGACUCGCUGACUUGGGUGAUGCAUGUAUCACCAUUGCACAGACCGAUGCUCAUGUCGAUUGCUGGAUUGUCUGGUCCUGCACAGGGACAUGUAACUUAUAAUAAAACUAAACACUUUGUUAUCAUGAACAUCAAAGUAUGAACCCAUCAAACUUGUGAUGAAAUUAAAUGUGUGAACCUAUGACACUUGUGGACAGGGCUGUUUUGAUCCCCGGCGACGCCAUUUUGGAUGCUGUGCCGCGAGAGCGAGUAUGCACCUCCCGUUCAGAAAGGCGUGAUAUUGCCUCACUGUAUUCUCGUGUGGUCGCUCGCCCUCCUGAACACGCCUCUGGUGAAGAUGUUUUGCUAUACAUGUUAUAGGCACUUGUUUGUCUACAGGGGGGAACCACAGGGGGAAGAAAUCCUGUGUCUUUGAUGGGGUCAGUCAGUAUUAGCAGUUUAGUCUAUGCUACUUUUCAGUACAUUUUAAUAUUAUUAUAGGGACGAUUAUUAGCUGAGUUUAUCAGACCCAACAGACUUUUACUCAACUCGCGCUUCGGAUUAGUGACCACAGUGACAAGCUGCUGGUUCCUAGGGAAGCAUCCAUGUGACUGAAAUAUAUAUUGUUUAUUUCUUCAUUAUAACAUGUUUCAAUAAGAUGAAAUUAAAUAUCUGACUCUCUAAAUUGUGCUCAUGGGCUGGGUAAACUUGUGUGAAUACAGGCAGGAUUUAUUGUAGGAUAUACUAGCAGGCCAAGUCCAGGGCCCUGUUCCACAAAGCGAUCGUAGUGCCAAGACGAUCGUAACUCCCAUACUAUAACAUAGACUUACGGCAGUCUUAGCCCUAAGAUCACUUUGUGGAACAGGGCCCUGAUUUGGGAAACAUUUAUUACAUAAUGUUGUUAAAGUAAGUGGAUAACAAUGAUAGAUACUUUGGAAGACAAUCAGAUUUGAAUGCAUGUAUAUGUAUAAAAUGAUUGACAGUUCUCUAAGAAAACUCUUUAAAAUCUAAACGCUUGCUGUGUUCGGGAAUAUGUUCAAUUGAGCUUGACUUUUUUACAAGCACCUCUAUCAAUUUGUUUUAAUAACCAAUGUCAUUUAUCACCUGAACACUUUCAGGGAAUCAAUUAUCUAUAUUUGUAUAUAUGGUAAAUAUUCCAUGAUUGUAAUAUUGAUAAUAUGGUUUGCCAAGUACAACGCAAUCUUUUAUUUAUUUUAUACCUACCUCUAAAUGUGUAUCAACUUUGAUGUGUUUGUCUACAAUAAUACCCUUGUUACAACCAUACAUUAGAAUCCGUGAGUUUGAUGUAUGAUUUAGUAUUUUUGUGACAGAAAAUGGUAAUGCUAACACAAGUAUGUAUAACACAUUCCUCUAUCACAAUUACAAAACAUGGGGAGUGCAAAUCCUUGCAUGUGCCUUAAACUUACAUUUUUUUCAAACUAAAGACUAGAAAAGCCAUGUCUCUUUUCACAUCCUUGACAAUAAUGAGUCUUGGAUAUUGUCAUAUAAUGUGGAAUCAUAUUUGAUAGUUGUGAUAGUGUAUAUCAUGCAUGUAGGUUGUGGGGGGUUUAAAGAUAUACAGUGUUUCAGGCUGGUGUAUAUCAUGCAUGUAGGUUGUGUGAGGUUAAAGAUAUACAGUGUUUCAGGCUGGUGUAUAUCAUGCAUUUAGGCCAUGUGGGGCUAAAGAUAUACAGUGUUUCAGGCUGGUGUAUAUCAUGCAUGUAGGUUGUGUGGGGUUCAAGAUAUACAGUGUUUCAGGCUGGUGUAUAUCAUGCAUGUAGGUCAUGUGGGGUUAAAGAUAUACAGUGUUUCAGGCUGGUGUAUAUCAUGCAUAUAGGUUGUGUGAGGUUAAAGAUAUACAGUGUUUCAGGCUGGUGUAUAUCAUGCAUGUAGGCCAUGUGGGGUUAAAGAUAUACAGUGUUUCAGGCUGGUGUAUAUCAUGCAUGUAGGUUGUGUGGGGUUAAAGAUAUACAGUGUUUCAGGCUGGUGUAUAUCAUGCAUUUAGGCCAUGUGGGGUUAAAGAUAUACAGUGUUUCAGGCUGGUGUAUAUCAUGCAUGUAGGUUGUGUGGGGUUAAAGAUAUACAGUGUUUCAGGCUGAUGUAUAUCAUGCAUGUAGGUCAUGUGGGGUUAAAGAUAUACAGUGUUUCAGGCUGGUGUAUAUCAUGCAUGUAGGUUGUGUGGGGUUAAAGUUAUACAGUGUUUCAGGCUGGUGUAUAUCAUGCAUGUAGGUUGUGUGAGGUUAACGAUAUACAGUGUUUCAGGCUGGUGUAUAUCAUGCAUGUAGGUCAUAUGGGGUUAAAGAUAUACAGUGUUUUUCAGGCUGGUGUAUAUCAUGCAUGUAGGUUGUGUGGGGUUAAAGAUAUACAGUGUUUCAGGCUGGUGUAUAUCAUGCAUGUAGGUUGUGUGGGGUUAAAGAUAUACAUUGGUUCAGGCUGGUGUAUAUCAUGCAUGUAGGUUGUGUGGGGUUAAAGAUAUACAGUGUUUCAGGCUGGUGUAUAUCAUGCAAGUAGGUUGUGUUGGGUUAAAGAUAUACAGUGUUUCAGGCUGGUGUAUAUCAUGCAUGUAGGUUGUGUGGGGUUAAAGAUAUACAGUGUCUCAGGGUGGUGUAUAUCAUGCAUGUAGGUUGUGUGGGGUUAAAGAUAUACAGUGUUUCAGGCUGGUGUAUACCAUGCAUGUAGGUUGUGUUGGGUUAAAGAUAUACAAUGUGUCAGUUUGGUGUAUAUCAUCCCCAAAACACACUUGCGUUUCAGGUUACCUGGCCAACUAUUUAUUUCGCUUGCCACCCAAAUGUUUUUAUCAUUGUUUCUGCAUAUUAUGGUUGCUUUAUUUAUUUUGACCUACAACAUAUAUAUGUUUGAGAAACAUAUAACCUCAGUUUUAAACAAACGGUGUGUGCUAAAAGUCAUGAAAAAAAUAAUAUAGAAAAUUGAACCCUACCAACGGAACCCAUACAACCACAAACCUGUACAACCUAGGCUUUUAGCCUGGUGUUGAGAAGAGGUAACAAUAUAUAUGUUUCUAUGGAGUUAAUCAGCGCUACAUGGUUAUUAUUUACUGUAUACAGGUCUAUGUCUUCCAGCACUGAUGGCUGCGAUAUUUCAUGGUUUAUAGUUGCAGGAAUAUCUCUACAGACAAACUUUCUGGACAUUAGCCACAAAACAAAGUCAGAUCAACUUUUUAAAUGAUCUGAGUGCUACGCCCAAAAUGAUUUUCGUGUUGCAGCUGUCUUGUUUAUUAUUUACAUGAAUCUCACAACAUUAUUUGUCAUGAACAUUGUUCCAAUAUUAUCAAUAUUUCAAAAGUAAAAUACCUUUUUCAGGAUGAACAAAGGAUGCACAAAUAAUUAAUUAUUUGUUUCUAGUUUUGAAAAAAAGGUGGGGUAAGCACUCUCAUUAAACAAGGAUAUGUCAUGCUGAAUUAUUGUUUGUUUUUAAGGAAUAAGUGUCAGUGAAAAAUAGCAAUAAAUUCUUAAACUGCUGAAGACAUAGCUUGCUGAAGGUGUUAUGAUAGCUAUGGUAUUUAUAUACAUGAUACAGUGAUGUUCUGAGUUCCAUGAUACUGAUCAAGUACUCAGGAUCAGCAUGUGUUUCCAAGUAGAGCAAUAAUAUUCUUGCAUAUAUAUAUUAGAUGCACAAAUUAUGAGCAUGUGUAUGCACACAAUACAUCAAUUAUACAACGAUAACAUUGUAUACUGUUACUAGGCCAAUACAACAUUGUAUACAUUGAUAACAUUGUAUACAGUUAGUAGGCAAAUACAGCAUUGUAUACAUUGAUAACAUUGUGUACAGUUAGUAGGCCAAUACAACAUUGUAAACAUUGAUAACAUUGUGUACAGUUAGAAGGCCAAUACAACAUUGUAUACUUUGAUAACAUUGUGUACAGUUAGUAGGCGUAUACAACAUUGUAUACAUUGAUAACAUUGUGUACAGUUAGUGAGUCAAUACAGCAUUGUAUACAUUGAUAACAUUGCAUACAGUUAGGGCAGUACAACAUUAUAUACAUUGAUGACAUUGUAUACAGUUAGUAGGCAAAUACAACAUUGUAUACAUUGAUAACAUUGUGUACAGUUAGUAGGCCAAUACAACAUUGUAUACAUUGAUAACAUUGUGUACAGUUAGAAGGCCAAUACAACAUUGUAUACUUUGAUAACAUUGUGUACAGUUAGUAGGCCAAUACAACAUUGUAUACAUUGAUAACAUUGUGUACAGUUAGUGAGUCAAUACAGCAUUGUAUACAUUGAUAACAUUGCAUACAGUUAGGGCAGUACAACAUUAUAUACAUUGAUAACAUUGUAUACAGUUAGAAGGCUAAUACAACAUUGUAUACAUUGAUAACAUUGCAUACAGUUAGGGCAGUACAGCAUUGUAUACAUUGAUAACAUUGCAUACAGUUAGUAGGCCAAUACAACAUUGUAUACAUUGAUAACAUUGCAUACAGUUAGGGCAGUACAACAUUAUAUACAUUGAUAACAUUGUAUACAGUUAGUAGGCUAAUACAGCAUUGUAUACAUUGAUAACAUUGCAUAGUUAGGGCAGUACAACAUUGUAUACAUUGAUAACAUUGUAUACAGUUAGUAGGCUAAUACAACAUUGUAUACAUUGAUAACAUUGCAUACAGUUAGGGCAGUACAACAUUAUAUACAUUGAUAACAUUGUAUACAGUUAGUAGGCUAAUACAACAUUGUAUACAUUGAUAACAUUGCAUACAGUUAGGUCAGUACAACAUUGUAUACAUUGAUAACAUUGCAUACAGUUAGGGCAGUACAGCAUUGUAUACAUUGAUAACAUUGCAAACAAUUAGUAGGCCAAUACAAUAUUGUAUACAUUGAUAACAUUGCAUAGUUAGGGCAGUACAACAUUGUAUACAUUGAUAACAUUGCAUACAGUUAGGUCAGUACAACAUUGUACAUAGUGAUAUUGCAUACAGUUAGUAGGCCAAUACAACAUUGUAUACAUUGAUAACAUUGCAUACAGUUAGGGCAGUACAGCAUUGUAUACAUUGAUAACAUUGCAAACAAUUAGUAGGCCAAUACAACAUUGUAUACAUUGAUAACAUUGCAUACAGCUAGGGCAGUACAGCAUUGUAUACAUUGAUAACAUUGCAAACAGUUAGGGCAGUACAACAUUAUAUACUAGUACAUUGAUAACAUUGUAUACAGUUAUUAGGCCAAUACAACAUUGUAUACAUCAUGUACAUUGAUAACAGUGCAUACAGUUAGGGCAGUACAACAUUGUAUACAUUGGUGUCUAAGCAGCCUAUGAUACCCAGCUUCAUGGUGAAUGUGUUGAAUUAUAUAACAGACGGGACAGCUCAAAGUAGGAACACUAAGGUACUGCUGGCAAAAAAAAUUCAAAGCUGAGCAUUUUUUUUCUUGCAUGUGUGUUCCAGUAGUGUCUCAGGAUAUUUAUGUCACUAUUACAAAAUGAAUAUCACAAUGUGAUUGAAAAACUAUUUGUUGUAUGUUUAUCAAGAUAUACAAGAUUCUUGACAUAAUCCACUGACAGCUGUAUUUGGACAAGAUCUUUUCGUUACGCCUUUUUUAAAAUUAAAGUCUGCAUACAAACAUUAUUGAUAUAGAAUAAAUUACCAUUGACAAUCAGAUAGCCUGCAGUGCAGAAUUAAGAGCAUGAAAUGUUGGUUUCAUUCAGGUUGUGGUGACAAUCAUGCCCUUUUCAUGCAGGACGUGUGUUCUGUAUCAUCCUGGCCGUUUGUUUACUAUUUCAUAUUUCUCUUUAAAUUUAAUACAUUGCAUGAGUUUAUUUGGCUUCUAAUGAAUUUGGUAUUAAAUAUUUCUGCAGAAA